Molecule: messenger RNA, 732 nt
Organism: Microthlaspi erraticum
Lineage: Eukaryota; Viridiplantae; Streptophyta; Magnoliopsida; Brassicales; Brassicaceae
Source: the annotation of a GenBank genome assembly
AUGGUUGAAGAAGAGGAGUUGUUGAAACUGUUCGAGCAAAACUGGUCGGAGAGACCAAUCUUCAAGAAAAGCAAAGAUCUUUUGAAUCUCAACCGAGAGAAAAUACAAGAAGAAGAAGCUGUGAAGAAAUCUCCGGUGAGCUUUCUUGUGGAGAGAGCUAUGAGUGAUGAGACGAUGAUGACAAGUAGUUCAAAGACAAGCUUGUUUGUUUCUUCGUCAGACGAUCUUUUCUUGUCUCCUAGAUCUGUUUUAAACGUUAAAUCAUCGCCGGUGAAGCUUCAGACGAUUCUCUCAGGGAAAGAAGUGAACGAGUUCUCGACUGCGGAAAGAGAGAGAGUACUCUCUAAAAAGUCGGAGAAGGAAGAAGAGAGGAGAAAGAAGCAGAGAAAUGUAAGAACAAGAAGAGGAAAGAGUAUGUCGGAUCUGGAGUACGAAGAGCUUAAAGGGUUUAUGGAUCUGGGUUUUGUCUUCUCCGAGGAAGACCAACAAGACUCAAACCUGGUUUCUAUUCUUCCUGGAUUGCAGAGAUUGGUGAAGAAAGAUCCGGAAGUGACAGAGGAAAACAGAGCAGCGAGACCCUACUUGUCGGAAGCAUGGGAUGCUUGUGGAGGAAGAAAAGGGAAGAGACAAAUCACGCCGGAGAUAAAGUGGAGAGCUCCGGCGAUUAACGAAGUAGAGUUGAAAGAUCAUCUCAAACAUUGGGCUCAUGCAGUGGCUUCCACUAUUCGAUGA